Molecule: messenger RNA, 5892 nt
Organism: Python bivittatus (Burmese python)
Lineage: Eukaryota; Metazoa; Chordata; Lepidosauria; Squamata; Pythonidae
Source: RefSeq, a predicted model, not a curated record
UGGACCUGAAGCCUGCAAAGCAGGGUCUCUCUCUGAGCUAUGAACCCUCUGCCUUUUUGCAGCAGGGCAGGAAAGUUGGAGGAGGCAGCUGGGAGGAAUCCGCAGGCAUUGGGACCAAGGGGACAUCAGCCUGACAGUGUAUCCUAGCAACAACAGGCACACCUGGAGGCCUGAGUAAUAGCAGGACCAAAAGCAGAGGCAGACCUGAAGCUCAUUGUCGCAUCUGAGUGGGAUCUCUUCUUUUAAACAUAAAGCAGCCCUUUGUCUAUAAAGAGUGCUCUGAAGGAACUGAAGCUCAAUAUGGGUCUCUCUAUGUGGGCCGUGGCCUUGGUGACCAUCUUUUUGUUCCAUCAAGAUGCUAGUGGUGGACUCAUCAAGAGAAUUAUUCGGCAGAAGAGGGAAACAGGGAUCAAUGUGACAUUGCCAGAGGAUAACCAACCUGUGGUCUUCAACCAUGUCUACAAUAUUAAUGUCCCAGUAGGCUCCCUUUGCUCUGUGGACUUAGACCCCUCCAGUGGUGACUCAGAACUCAAGUUUCCAUCUGAGCCAGGCAAGCACUAUCAGGAGCAUACAUUGAAUGAAGAAAAUCAGAUUGUUUUCACUCAUCGGAUAAAUAUCCCACGACGAGCUUGUGGUUGUGCAGCGGCCCCUGACAUCAAGGAACUACUCAACAGACUUGAGGAACUAGAAGGACUGGUAUCUUCUCUGCAGGAACAGUGCAGUAGUGGUUCAGGUUGCUGCUCCAGUGGUCAAACAGUGGAAGGUCCCGUUGAUGCUACCCCCUACUGCAGUGGACGAGGCAACUACAGCAAUGAUAUCUGUGGCUGCAUCUGUGAACGCGGCUGGAAAGGACCAAAUUGCUCCGAACCAGAAUGCCCACAGAACUGCAAUGACAGGGGCCAGUGCAUCAAUGGCCAGUGUGUCUGUGAUUAUGGUUACACUGGCAAUGAUUGUGGGGAGCUGGCAUGUCCUGGGGAUUGCAACGAUCAAGGCAAAUGUGUCGAUGGGAAAUGUGUGUGCUUUGAUGGUUAUGCUGGGGAUGACUGCAGCCUUGAGGUCUGUUUGGUGCCCUGCAGUGAGCAUGGGAAGUGUGUGAAUGGGCAAUGUAUCUGCAUGGAUGGUUUCACUGGGGUGGACUGCAGCCAAUCCCUUUGCCUUAACAACUGCAAUAAUCGGGGGCGCUGUGUAGAAGAAGAGUGUGUGUGUGAUGAAGGCUACACCGGUGAAGACUGUGGUGAGCUCAUUUGCCCCAAUGAUUGCUAUGACCGGGGUCGUUGCAUCAAUGGCACCUGCUACUGUGAAACUGGGUUCACUGGUGAGGACUGUGGGGACCUGUCCUGUCCAAAUGAUUGUCACCAUAAUGGUAGCUGUGAGAAUGGUGUGUGUGUGUGCAAUGAAGGGUUCACUGGAGAUGACUGCUCUUUACGGAGGUGUCCCAAUGAUUGUCACAAACAGGGACGCUGCAUUGAUGGGCAAUGUUUGUGCAAUGAAGGUUUCAUGGGGCCAGACUGUGGGGAAGUGAGGUGUCUCAAUGACUGCCACAAUCAGGGGCAGUGUGUGAAUGGCCAGUGUGUGUGUGAUGAAGCUUUCAUGGGGGAGGACUGUAGUGAACUAAGAUGCCCCAAAGACUGCAAUAACCAUGGCCGGUGUGUUCAUGGGAAAUGUGAAUGUGAUGAAGGUUACAUGGGGGAGGAUUGUGGAGAUCUAAAAUGCCUCCAUGACUGUCACAAUCAGGGCCGGUGCAUCAAUGGGCAAUGUAUAUGUGAUGAAGGCUUUGUGGGUGAGGAUUGUGGCAAGCGCAGGUGUCCCAAUGAUUGCCACAAUCGGGGCAAAUGUGUUGAUGGCCAGUGUGUAUGUGAUGAAGCUUUCACUGGGGUUGAUUGCAAUGAACUGCGGUGCCCCAAUGACUGUAAUGGCCAUGGACGCUGCAUUGAUGGGCAAUGUGUAUGUGAUGAAGGCUACACAGCUGAAGACUGUUCUGAACAGACUUGUCCCCAGGACUGCAACCAACGUGGCCGCUGUGUCAAUGGGGUCUGUGAAUGCAACGAAGGCUUCCUUGGUGAGGAUUGUGGGGAACUAGCUUGCAUCAACAACUGCAACAACCAAGGCCGUUGUGUGAAUGGACAGUGUGUAUGCGAUGAGGGAUUCACCGGCGUGGACUGUGGCCAAAGGAAAUGCCCCGACGACUGCAACAAUAGAGGACAAUGCAUUGACGGGGUGUGUCUGUGUGAUGAAGGAUAUCAAGGCCCUGCCUGUGGUGAACAGUCCUGCCCCAACAACUGCAAUGAUCUUGGUCGCUGUGUAGAUGGGCGAUGUGUCUGUGAAGAAGGCUACGUAGGUGCCGACUGUUCAGAUGUAUCCCCUCCUAAGGAUUUGAUGGUUACUGAAGUGACAGAUAAGACCAUAAACUUGGAAUGGGCGAACGAAUAUGCAGUCAAUGAAUAUCUCAUCACCUACAUUCCGACUAGCGUUGGUGGCUUAGAAUUGCAGUUCCGGGUGCCUGGAAACAAAACAUCAGCCACCAUCCGGGAGCUGGAACCUGGUGUGGAAUAUUUCAUCCGUGUUUUUGCCAUCCUGAAGAACAAAAAAAGCAUCCCGAUUAAUGCCCGGAUUGCUACUUAUUUGCCUGCCCCAGAUGGCUUGAAGUUCAAAUUAAUUAAAGAGACUUCUGUGGACGUUGAGUGGGACCCCUUGGAUUUCCCAUUCCAUGGGUGGGAGAUUAUCUUUAGAAGCAUGAAAGAGGAAGAUAACGGGGCUAUCAGAAGCAGUCUGAAGAGUCCUCAGACAUCAUACCUGCAACAAGGCCUUGCACCAGGACAGCAGUAUAAUGUAUCUCUUAUUAUCUUGAAGAACCAAACCAGAGGACCUGCUGUGUCAAGAAUCGUAACCACAAGACUAGAUGCCCCCAGCCAGAUCGAAGCAAAGGAUGUUACAGACACUACUGUACUCAUUACAUGGUUCAGACCCUUAGCUGAGAUUGAUGGAGUUGAGCUGACUUAUGGGCCCAAGGAUACCCCAGGGGAUCGCACGUCCAUUGACCUCGCAGAAGAUGAAAGCCAGUAUUCCAUUGGAAAUCUGAAGCCACACACUGAAUAUGAAGUGACACUAGUGUCUCGGCGUGGAAUUAUGGAAAGUGACUCCGUCACUGAAACAUUUGUCACAGAUCUGGAUGCUCCCCAAGAUCUGAAACGCAUCUCUCAGACAGACCGCACCAUCACUCUGGAAUGGAAAAACAGUCAAGCAAUGCCAGAUGUUUAUAGAAUCAAAUAUGCCCCCCUCUCUGGUGGAGAUCAUGCUGAGGUCACAGUGCCCAGAAGCACCCAGGCUACAUCCAAAGUUACACUCUCUGGCCUGAGACCCGGAACAGAAUACGGCAUUGGAGUAACUUCAGUGAAAGAGGACAAAGAGAGCGUUCCUUCCACCAUCAAUGCUGGAACUGAUCUGGAUAGCCCCAAGGAUUUGGAGAUCACUGACCCUACGGAAACUGCUUUUACUUUACGCUGGAAACGACCCCUGGCCAAAAUUGAUCGUUACCGCCUUAUUUACGUAACCCCGCUGGGGAAGAAGAAUGAAAUUGAGAUUCCAGCAGAGAGCACAUCUCACAUCCUCAGGUCGCUAGAGGCUGGAACAAAAUACACCAUCACCCUUGUGGCUGAAAAAGGCAGGCACAAGAGUAAGCCUACUAGUGUUACUGGUUCUACAGAAGAGGAACCUGAGCUGGGGAAUUUAUCAAUCACAAAAGUCCACUGGGACGGAUUCUACCUCACCUGGACAGCCGCAGACGGGGCCUAUGAGACUUUUGUCAUACAGGUGCGGGAGUCCAACCAGCCAGAAGAUACACGGAAUCUCACCCUUCCAGGGACACAGCGGUCCAUAGAUCUUGCCGGCCUCUUGCCAAAUACUCUUUACACAAUCACCCUCUAUGGGAUAACUCGGGGCUACCAAACAAAACCCAUCUUUGUUGAAUCCACCACAGCGACAAAACCAGAAGUUGGAAACCUUACCAUUUGGGGCAUCACCCCAGAAAGCUUCAACCUCUCCUGGACGACCACUAAAGGAGACUUCGAGAUCUUUACCUUUGAAAUUAUUGAUUCUAACAGGUUGCUGGAGCCCAUGGAAUACAACAUUUCAGGCAAUUUAAGGACUGCUCGUAUCUCAGGGCUGUCCCCUCAAACCAAUUUCAUUAUCUACCUCUACGGAGUCACUCGUGGCCUCCGUACUCAGGCGUUAAGCGCAACUGCUACAACAGAAGCAGAACCUGAAGUGGACCAUCUUUUGGUGUCAGACACUACCCCAGAUGGUUUCCGUCUGUCCUGGACAGCAGACGAUGGAGCCUUUGACAGUUUUGUUCUUAAAAUCAGGGAUUCCAACAGGCUUUUAGACCCUCUGGAGUUAAUCAUACCAGGUCAUCAACGCACCCAAGAUAUAAAAGGGCUGAAAGAAGGCACCGAAUAUUAUGUAGAUAUCUAUGGAGUUAUCAAUGGACGGCGUUCCCAGCCUGUAAAUUCAAUUGCUAUGACAGCCGUGGGAUCACCGAAGGAAAUUGCUUUCUCAGAAAUAACUGAAAAUUCAGCGGUGGUGAGUUGGAAGGCUCCACUGACCCGGGUCAACAGCUUCCGAAUUUCCUACGCUCCAGAAACUGGAGAUGGCCCUAAAUCUGUGACAGUUGAUGGAAGCAAAAAUAGAAUCAAGCUAGUAGAGCUGGUCCCUGGGAUCCAAUAUAUUGUCACUGUUGUUGCUGUCAAAGGGUUUGAAGAAAGUGAUCCCAUCUCCGGAUCUCUGAUUACAGAAUUGGAUAGUCCAUCUGGGCUGAGGGUAGUGAACAUCACAGAUUCCAAAGCCUUAGCUGUUUGGCAACCAGCCCUCGCUGCAGUGGAUGAAUACCUGAUUUCCUACAUUGCAGAGGGAGAGACAGAAGUGAUGCAGAGGGUGUCCGGCAACACAGUGGAGUACAAUCUCCUUGGCCUUCGACCAGCGACUGAAUAUACCCUCGGGAUCCAAGCCAUCAAAGGCCUACAGAAAAGCAGGACCCUUUCUACCAAAUUCACUACAGGUCUUGAUGCUCCAAAAGCCCUGACUGCUUCUGAUGUCCAGUUUGAAACAGCCCUGCUCACGUGGAAGCCACCCCAGGCCUCUGUCACAGGCUACCUCCUGAUCUAUGAAUCCGCUGAUGGCAAAGUCAAGGAAGUGGUCCUGGGGCCUGAGUCCACCUCUUACAGCCUGGUGGACCUGAGCUCAUCCACUCAAUACAAGGCAAAGCUGCAGGCAUUGCACCAAACGCUAAAGAGCAACUUUAUCCAAACCAUGUUCACCACAACUGGACUUCUCUACCCUUACCCCAAAGACUGCUCCCAAGCCCUGCUGAAUGGAGAAACUGCUUCUGGACUCUAUUCAAUUUAUUUCAACGGCAAUCAGUCUCAGCCCGCUGAAGUGUAUUGCGACAUGACUUCUGAUGGAGGCGGAUGGAUUGUGUUUUUGAGAAGGCAGAAUGGCAAAGUAGACUUCUACCAGAAUUGGAGAACUUAUGAGAAUGGUUUUGGAGAUCCCAACAAUGAAUUCUGGCUAGGGCUGGAGAAACUUCACAAAAUCACCUCCCAAGGCCAGUAUGAGUUGAGGGUGGACCUGCGUGAUCACGGAGAGACUGCUUAUGCGCUCUACGAUAAGUUUACUGUGGGCGAUGCCAGGACGCGCUAUCGGAUGAAAGUAGAUGGUUACAGUGGCACUGCAGGUGAUUCCAUGACUUACCACAAUGGACGAGCCUUCUCAACCUUUGACAAGGACAAUGACUCAGCCAUCACAAACUGUGCCUUAUCAUACAAAGGGGCAUUCUGGUACAAAAACUGUCAUCGAGUCAACCUUAUGGGUCGGUAUGGGGACAACAGCCAUAGCCAG